ACCACUCUUCUUCAAUUCUCCUAGAGCAUCUUUGGAAGCAUGAGGCCACGAUGCUGCAUCUUGGCUCUUGUCUGCUGGAUAACAGUCUUCCUCCUCCAGUGUUCAAAAGGAACUACAGACGCUCCUGUUGGCUCAGGACUGUGGCUGUGCCAGCCGACACCCAGGUGUGGGAACAAGAUCUACAACCCUUCAGAGCAGUGCUGUUAUGAUGAUGCCAUCUUAUCCUUAAAGGAGACCCGCCGCUGUGGCUCCACCUGCACCUUCUGGCCCUGCUUUGAGCUCUGCUGUCCCGAGUCUUUUGGCCCCCAGCAGAAGUUUCUUGUGAAGUUGAGGGUUCUGGGUAUGAAGUCUCAGUGUCACUUAUCUCCCAUCUCCCGGAGCUGUACCAGGAACAGGAGGCACGUCCUGUACCCAUAAAAACCCCAGGCUCCACUGGCAGACGGCAGACAAGGGGAGAAGAGACGAAGCAGCUGGACAUCGGAGACUACAGUUGAACUUCGGAGAGAAGCAACUUGACUUCAGAGGGAUGGCUCAAUGACAUAGCUUUGGAGAGGAGCCCAGCUGGGGAUGGCCAGACUUCAGGGGAAGAAUGCCUUCCUGCUUCAUCCCCUUUCCAGCUCCCCUUCCCGCUGAGAGCCACUUUCAUCGGCAAUAAAAUCCCCCACAUUUACCAUCUUCAA
Molecule: messenger RNA, 680 nt
Organism: Homo sapiens (human)
Lineage: Eukaryota; Metazoa; Chordata; Mammalia; Primates; Hominidae
Gene: IGFL3
Product: IGF like family member 3
Exons: 4
Coding region: 40-417 (125 amino acids)
Cellular component (GO): extracellular region
Source: RefSeq, marked validated